CCAAUAUCAAUAGCACACCUGGUUACACGGAUAUCGAAUUAAUUUAUUGAAAGUAAACACGUAAAAGUCUCUCGUAACCAAUUUCGAGAACGCCAAGUGCAUUUAUUAAUCUACCAAAAUGAGCAAACCGGGCAGCAGUGCGCCACCGCAGUUCACCUAUGUGCCGCCUCCCUCGGCGCCACCGUCCUACCAGGAGGCCGUCGGCGGGGUGAAGCCUGUGGGUCCCUACACGCCGGUGGCAAACACCACGAUUGUGACCACUGUGGUGCCCAUUAGCCGCACCUCGACCCACAUGAUCUGUCCGUCUUGCCAUGCUGAGAUCGAAACGACGACGCGCACAGAGCCUGGAAUGAUUGCCUACUUGUCUGGAUUUCUGAUUGCAUUGUUCGGUUGCUGGCUGGGAUGCUGUCUGAUACCCUGUUGCAUCGACGACUGCAUGGAUGUCCAUCACACGUGCCCCAACUGCCGGGCGUACCUGGGCCGCUACCGUCGAUAAUUCGGCCCAAUCCCAAUCCAAACGAAUCUGGAAGCUCCAAUAUCACCGUGGUGUAGGCGGCUUACUUUAAGAGAGCGUUUUGCCUUUAUUUAUUUAAUUGUAGAAAUGUCAUUCGGAUUCCGACGAGACAAGGCUUCCCCUAAUCUAACGCUAACUUUUCUAAAUUGCUCAACCCGUCUUACCCCCGUUUCGAUCGUUUUUAUUUGGCAUAAGCUAACUCUUUACCUGUUGAUUGUACGUUUCUGCCACAGACUAAAGAUAGGUAUAUAUGUAUGUAAAUUAAACGGUCCAGCCAUCCGCGGAUAGAUUACUACAAAAAUGAAAUAAACUUGCUUUUGUACGCAAACUCGGCCCGGAACCAUAAGCACUUUGAGACGCGCUUAUAAAUAUCAGCACAAAUUGUAAAUCCAUUGAACUUCGGCCCUAGUUUUGUUGCACAUCGAUGGUCAAGCAAGUGACCUAAAUUAGUUUUUAGUCAUUUUAGCUAAAGACAAAUACAAGAUAUUUUUGUAACAAUUUGUAAAGAAUCUUCAGCGAAAGUGCAUAUUGUACACUAUAAAAGCUAAUCCGUGUAAAAAUUAA
Molecule: messenger RNA, 1078 nt
Organism: Drosophila bipectinata
Lineage: Eukaryota; Metazoa; Arthropoda; Insecta; Diptera; Drosophilidae
Product: LITAF domain-containing protein
Molecular function (GO): zinc ion binding
Source: RefSeq, a predicted model, not a curated record